AUGGUGUUAAAAACAGUUGUGCCGUCAUUUUGUUCCGGUGGUAAUUCAGCUACUAUGAUGUGGGAGGGAAUGACGGUGUCUUUUGCGAACACCGUUGUGGUACCCUCCGGAUUUUGGAGUGUUUGUGGUUGGGUGAUCUCAUCAGGGGCGGACCUGCUUGGUUGGCAUGGGUGGCACAUGCCACCGUAUUAUUUAGCUACCGAAGGCUGGUGGCCUGGUGCGUGCGAGACUGCGAGUGCGAGUGAGAAGACGACGCGACCUGGUGCGAGUGCGAGAUUAACAAAUUCAUUGUCUCAAGCUCUUCAAAGGAAAGAUGAAGACAUCUUGGAAGCUAUUGAUUUGAUAGGAACAACCAAAGGUCAAUUACAAAUGUUGAGGGAAAAUGGGUUUGAUCAAGUUUUGGAGAAAUGCUACUCUUUUUGUGAUAAAUAUAAGGUCGUGAAGUUGGAUAUGGCUGAAGCUUAUGUUAAUACAAGAAAUUCAAGGAAAAGGAUGAACAUUACCAAUCAACAUUAUUAUAACUAUGAUAUAUUCAACACUGUUUUGGAUAUGCAGAUCCGAGAGUUUGGUGAUCGUUUUGGUGAGAUAAGCAUCGACUUGCUUCAAAAUAUGGCAGCUUUGAAUCCAUGCAAUUCGUUUUCUCAGUUUAACAAAUCAAGCCUAUUGAAGUUGAGUCAGAUGUAUCCCCGAGAUUUUGAUGACAAGGAAAGGAUCAUUCUUGAGCACGAACUUGAUAUCUACUAUCAUUCUAUUUAUAAUGAUGUCAGAUUUGCCAACUUAAACGGUAUUGCCGAUCUCGCCAGAUUAAUGGUGGCAACAAGAAAGCAUCUUUCUCAUCCUUUAGUCCACCGGUUAUUGAAACUAACACUGGUUUUGCCUGUUGCAACUGCUACGGUUGAAAUAUGCUUUUCGGCAACGAAGCUUGUCAAGACAGAUUUACGUAAUCGAAUUGGAGAUGAUUUUUUGAAUUUUGCCCUCAUUUGCGCCAUAGAAAAGGAAGUCCUUAGUAAUGUUAAAAACGAAGAUGUCAUCGAUCGUUUCCAAAAGAUGAAGACACGCUGA
Molecule: messenger RNA, 1062 nt
Organism: Cynara cardunculus var. scolymus (artichoke)
Lineage: Eukaryota; Viridiplantae; Streptophyta; Magnoliopsida; Asterales; Asteraceae
Exons: 3
Coding region: 1-1062 (353 amino acids)
Source: RefSeq, a predicted model, not a curated record